AUGGAGCAGCCGGAAUUCGGAUUUUCUGCAGCCGCGAUGGCUGUCCCACUGCCUCACCUACCUGCACAUUUUGGGCAUGCGGCGACUAAUGUGCCUGGGCUUUUUUCUCCACCGCCGAUGAACGUCGGAGUACAAAUCCGCGAUCCCGCCAUCGACGACGACAGCAAUCUUCAGGAUGUCGAAAUGAUUCCCGUUUCUGAUUCGCCGCCGCCUUCCACCGAUUUGCGCCUCCGAUCCCCUUCCCCCCGCCCACGUCCUCCUUCCACCGGUUUACGCCUAGGUCCGCCUUCCCCGCCGUCUGAUUUUACCGGCGGCGAAGACUCGUCCGGAGAAGAGAUGAGUGAAUGA
Linum trigynum is the source of this 348-nucleotide messenger RNA. The record is from the annotation of a GenBank genome assembly. NCBI's taxonomy places the organism in Eukaryota, Viridiplantae, Streptophyta, Magnoliopsida, Malpighiales, Linaceae.